ACGGAUCCACUCAGACAGGAGGCAGGUUGAAUAUUGGGAACCACCGGCUAGGAUAGACGAUGAUGAGGCGGUGAAGUACUGCUAAUGAAAGUGUAAUUCGCGUGUAUCCUAUCAGAUUUAUAAAUAUUUUACGACAUAUUUUGCAAAAAUGACGACCACCACGACAUACCAAGGGAUGGAACCCGGGUCUAAAAGCAGUUCCAGGGUUUUGCGCCCUCCUGGUGGCGGCUCCAACAUUUCAUUUGGUUCAGAUGAGGAGAAGCCUCCCGUCCGGAAAAACAAGAUGGCCUCCAGUGUUUUCGCUGAGCCAGAGGACCCCUAUGCUAAUCGAAGGAACAACCCGCCAGGUGGGAAGCCCACAGGUGUGCUGUGUGGUGAGCCGUCAGCCCCCCUGAGGAGAGGAGGGAACCCCACCACCAACAACACUGCAGACGCCCCCGCCACAGAUGGAGAAAAUUAUGUGCGUGAUAAUGAAAACAGCGCUCCUGAGCCUGAAGCAGUUCCAGGGCCGCAAGAGGAGGCCCCUCCAGCUGAGGAGUCCGCUGCAGGACUACCGUCUGGCCGCAGGAAUCCCCCUGGGGGCAAGUCCAGCCUCAUCCUGGGUUGAAUCCCAGCCAACUACCCCUCCUUACAUCCACUCAUCUCCGAACUCAUCUUAUUUAUUUAUUUUCAAACAAGGAACCCCACCACAUUUGUCUGUACCGCAGGAAUCCUAUCUGAUGUCCCACAGACACCAGUCUUCUCCACAUCCCCAAGUGCAUUGUUUUGAUACCUCUUUUUUGAAAACUGUUUUGUACUGUUUUUAUUGUUUUGUUUGUUUUGACAGAAGCACUUUAUGUAUUUCUAAUUACAUGGUUCAAAGUCUGCAUAUGUCCCUGUAAUGCAUUAGCCCUGCCAGGAAGGGUACAAGGAUCACAUUUCUCAUAUCAACUAAUGGUAAAUCUCCCCUAACUUUAUUGUGACAGCACAAGCUGUAAGUGAUUAUACGCAAGCAGUUUCUAGAACAAGAGCAAAGAAAAAAGCUGUCACUUUUGCACUGUGUUCAGUUUUGACCCAUCUUGCAUGCACGUCUGGUCUGUAACGUAUGAAUGUGAGAAGAAACAUAACUGUGAACAUUUUUAUUUUAUUUUAACCUGUUUGUUAGUUAUUUUUUGUGGAAUAAUUGUUGUAUUGUUGCAUGAAGUUGGAAUCUUUCUAAACAAUCCUCAUAGAAGCCACAUAAAUUACUGUCAUUGUGAUCUGAAGGAUUGAAAACAUUUGUCUUCAGAUGAGUACUGUAGGUCCCAUGUCAUGUAACAGAAUUGGAAUAAGCCUUUUUUAUAUUGUAGUCACUAACCUUAGAUUAUUGUAACCCCAGUGCCGGUUUUGAGUGCCCUGUGUUUUUAUAGGUAAGAUUUACUCAAAAGUGUGCCUGUUUGUGUGUUAGGCUACAACAUCAAACAAGGUUGGGUUUCCCUAAUUGCAUCUUACCAGUAUCACUAAGACCUAGUUUUUCCAUUACAAGUCAAUGGAAUGUAGUUGGUCCUGACACUUGAGUGUUUCUGGUAAACCCAUCCUAGAUUUGACAAGUGACCUUAUGACUGCUCAGCCUUUUUUCUGUUUUACCCCCUUAUCCAUCUGUUAAUGAUCAUGCUCACUGGAAAUAUAGAACAGUCUUUUCAUACAUUUCAUGUCACAUAAUUUAAACCAAAUUCAAACUCCUUCCUGCUUCUGUCUGUCACACGUGUGGCUGCUGUGUCAGCCGGCUGUCAUGCAAGAAAACCUACAUUUCAGGUAUGUGAAAUGUAACUCCUGUGGUGUCUAUUUUUAACGUGCGUAAUGAUGCAAGACUGUCUGUUUGCAUCCUAUACCAAUUCCUGUUGCUGGAUGUAAGUCACUGCAGAAAUUUGAAGUCAAGAAAUGGCACAAGUGGAAAUAAACCAUUAAAAAUCAA
Messenger RNA from Siniperca chuatsi (mandarin fish), 1933 nucleotides. It is a transcript of the gene jpt1a, whose product is annotated as Jupiter microtubule associated homolog 1a. Gene Ontology annotation, cellular component: nucleus. The record is from RefSeq and is a predicted model, not a curated record. The transcript has 5 exons. The coding region runs from base 149 to 607 and encodes 152 amino acids. NCBI's taxonomy places the organism in Eukaryota, Metazoa, Chordata, Actinopteri, Centrarchiformes, Sinipercidae.